CCUCCCCUUUAAGCGGGUUGUUUAGUGCCCUCCGUCAGGAGGUAGGGACGGGGUGUGCGGCCCGGAUCGGCGCGGCGCGGCGGUUCCUAGCCGGUGUGUGCACGGGCGGCGCGGCGCAGCGAGGCGAGGAUGUCUGGCUGGGACCGGGAGAUGGGCUUCGGGCCCGGGGGCUCGGGUCGGGGCGGCGCGGGGGACGGGCGGAUCUACGUGGGGAACCUGCCGGCGGACGUGCGGGAGAAGGACCUGGAGGAGCUUUUCUACAAGUACGGCCGCAUCCGCGACAUCGAGCUCAAGAGCAAGCGCGGCCUAGUGCCCUUCGCCUUCGUGCGCUUCGAGGACCCGCGAGAUGCAGAAGAUGCAGUUUAUGGGAGAAAUGGUUAUGAUUAUGGUCAAUGCCGACUGCGUGUUGAGUUCCCCAGAUCCUCCCGAGGUCGGGGUGGAGGUUUUGGUGGGGGGCUGCGUGGGAGGAAUGGCCCUCCGUCACGACGUUCUGAAUUUCGAGUCCUUGUUUCAGGGCUUCCUCCGUCAGGCAGCUGGCAGGACCUGAAGGAUCAUAUGCGUGAAGCUGGUGAUGUUUGUUAUGCAGAUGUACAGAAAGAUGGAAUGGGUGUAGUUGAGUUUCUCCGCAAGGAAGAUAUGGACUACGCAUUGCGUAAACUGGAUGACACCAAAUUCCGCUCUCAUGAGGGUGAAACUUCCUAUAUCAGAGUCUGUCCCGAAAGAAGUACCAGCUAUGGCUACUCGCGGUCCCGUUCUGGUUCAAGGGGUCGUGAUUCUCCAUACCAAAGCAGGGGAUCACCACGCUACUCAUCCCCCUUCAGGCCAUACUGAUUGCAUCCAACAAGGACUUUUUAAAAAUGUGAACUGAGCCUCUUUUUUGCUCGGAAGUUACAUUCCAAGACUGAUGGAUAUAGUCUUUCGUAGGAGCUCUUUGUUUUUCCCUUUUAUUAAAUAAAAAUCUUUUUUUUAACGAC
Messenger RNA from Gopherus evgoodei (Goodes thornscrub tortoise), 974 nucleotides. It is a transcript of the gene SRSF9, whose product is annotated as serine and arginine rich splicing factor 9. The transcript has 4 exons. The record is from RefSeq and is a predicted model, not a curated record. Gene Ontology annotation, cellular component: ribonucleoprotein complex; nucleus; cytoplasm. NCBI's taxonomy places the organism in Eukaryota, Metazoa, Chordata, Testudines, Testudinidae. The coding region runs from base 130 to 831 and encodes 233 amino acids. Gene Ontology annotation, molecular function: mRNA binding.